UUUCUUUGAUCUUGAAUGGCAUGACUGAACAGCUCGUCUGUCGCAUUUUGCUCUCUUUUCAUCUGUUAGAGAUCGAUCACGGGGCAUGGACCGUGUCCCUCUGCUAAGCCUUCCAUCCCUUUCCAUCGCCCAAUUUGCCUGACUGAGGGACAAUGGCCUUUCCCCUCCCGCGGGGCAUCAUGCCCCCGGAGAUCUCCUUUCUGGCCGAGAUGGAGAUGGUCACUAUCCUGCCGCGUCAGCGUCUGGAAGGGCUGGAGUUGCUUGGUGGCCCCGUUGAACCUCUCAUCCCCCCCCGACGCGCCUCCCUCCCCCUCUGGCUCGCGCUUCUCCUCAAACGCCAACGACGCGCCAACAUCCUCCCGCCCUCGUGGCUCCAUCCGGAGUCCCUCUCCUUCAUCCUGGACAUCGAGACCCAAUACGAAGAGUACAAGGACACCUUCUCCCCGCCGCCGCCCCUACCGGGCCAACCCCUCCUCCACGACCGCGGCGAGCCCGCCGUCGCCACCCCGCGCUACACCCCGGACGGCGAGAGAUACUACCCGGCGCCGCCGUUCCUGCCGCAGAACGUCGCGCGCGACCAUGUCCCACCGCAGGAGCUGCAAACGCUGCCCUUCCACUGGCUCGAGGUCGGGAAUAUGCUUCUGGACGCGGCGAGCGACGACCUGGUGGACCCCGACCAGACCCGCCGGCUGCUGAAGGAGCUGCGCGAGGUGCGCAUGGCCAAGAUCCGGUCCGGGGUGGACGCGUUGGACGCCGCGGCGAUGGGCGGAGGCGGCGUGGCGCUGACGGGCGUCGGGGCGAUCGAGCUCGGCGAGGGUCGGAGGUUUAUCUCCGGGGUGGUCGAUGGGCUCCGACGGAUCGGCGCAUCCAGAGAACAGGCUCGGAGGGAGGAGCUGGCGGAAGAGAUGGCUAACGGUGGAUACGAUGCGACGCAGGACGAUGACGAUGAAAUGGAAUUCUAG
Aspergillus brunneoviolaceus CBS 621.78 is the source of this 962-nucleotide messenger RNA. It is a transcript of the gene psf2, whose product is annotated as DNA replication protein PSF2. Lineage: Eukaryota; Fungi; Ascomycota; Eurotiomycetes; Eurotiales; Aspergillaceae. The record is from RefSeq and is a predicted model, not a curated record. The transcript has 3 exons. Gene Ontology annotation, biological process: DNA replication; double-strand break repair via break-induced replication. Gene Ontology annotation, cellular component: GINS complex; nucleus. Bases 153 to 962 code for a protein of 269 amino acids.